AUGUUGUUCAGCGCGCUCUUCUGCUGCCUCCUGGGCUGGCUGUGCGGCGCGCUGCCGAACAACCUGGCCGUCGAGUGUGACCACCACCGCGCCUGCGCCCGCGGAUUCUGCGUGGCCGGAAAGUGCGUGGCCUGCGCGCACGACUCACACUGCGGUGCCAGUCUCGUCUGCGCCGCGCACGAGUGCGUGCAGUGCGCGCUGGACGACCACUGCGCCGGCGCGGCCGUCUGCCUGCAGAACCGUUGCGCCGAGUGCCGCUCCGACGGCGACUGUGCGCACGGCCACCGCUGUUCGCUCUACCAGUGUCGGCCGAGCGAGGUGGACGGGGGUCACUGCAACAGCGGCUCCGACUGCGCGUCCGGCUACUGCACCGACGGUCGCUGCGCAGACUGCGCCGACCACUCCCACUGCGGCCCGCUGCUCUACUGCCAGCGCGGAACGUGCCGGGAGCUGCGCAGAGCUAGGGACACCUGCUACAGCAACCAGCAAUGCAGCUCGAACCGCUGCCUGCACGGUGUUUGCACCGAGUGCUCGGCGUCCCACCCGUGUGAGCCGCACCAGUUCUGCGACGUCGGCACCUGCAGGGAGCCGGCCGACGCCGGCGCCAUCUGCUUGGUCAGCCUGCAGUGCAAGUCCAAAAUCUGCAGAAAACGACGCUGCGCCGAAUGCUUACAUCACGACGACUGCGGCGAGGGUCAGUUUUGUGACGAUGGCAAGUGCCAGGAGAAGCGCAAGCCACUAUCUUCUUGCUACACCCGCACACAGUGUCUGUCCAACAUCUGCAAAGACAACCGAUUUUGCGUCGACUGUCUCACCGCUUGGGAUUGCCCCGAGAGUCACUACUGCAACCAAAACAGCUGCAAGGCCAGGGGCCUCUUCGGAUAUAGUUGUCAUGAAGACGAUCAUUGUCAAUCCCACAAAUGCGGCGACAAGAACACGUGCGUGCUCUGCACGCAGCACAGGGAUUGCGAGCGUGGGUGGUACUGCACGGCCGAAGGCACGUGCCGGGAGUUGAAGGACCUCCGGGAGAGUUGCGACAGCAACGACAGCUGCCGGUCGGGCCUCUGCGGACGUUCCGGCGCCUGCGCCAACUGCCUGGUCAACAGCGAUUGUCGUCGCUUCCAGCGCUGCGACAACGGCGUCUGCGGCCAGCGAAGGCUGUGA
This is a messenger RNA of Pollicipes pollicipes, 1164 nucleotides long. RefSeq names its product tenascin-like. NCBI's taxonomy places the organism in Eukaryota, Metazoa, Arthropoda, Thecostraca, Pollicipedomorpha, Pollicipedidae. The coding region runs from base 1 to 1164 and encodes 387 amino acids. The record is from RefSeq and is a predicted model, not a curated record. The transcript has 3 exons.